Clarias gariepinus (North African catfish) is the source of this 1450-nucleotide messenger RNA. RefSeq names its product RNA (guanine-7-) methyltransferase (gene rnmt). Lineage: Eukaryota; Metazoa; Chordata; Actinopteri; Siluriformes; Clariidae. Gene Ontology annotation, biological process: 7-methylguanosine mRNA capping. Bases 81 to 1217 code for a protein of 378 amino acids. Gene Ontology annotation, molecular function: mRNA 5'-cap (guanine-N7-)-methyltransferase activity. The record is from RefSeq and is a predicted model, not a curated record. The transcript has 11 exons. Gene Ontology annotation, cellular component: nucleus.
CUCGAUUCGAAGGCGGGGUUUGUUUCCAUUCCUCGCGCGCGUGACGCACGCAGCAACGCGCGCUAGACGCGGUUUUCAAGAUGUCGGAAGACUCGAGAUUAAGCUCAGCAGAGGGAGGAAUUAGGACACUUCAGGACAAGCGCCCGCUGAAAAGGAGGCAUGAUGGAGACGAGGACGAGUCUCUGUCUCCUAAUAAAAAGCGGGACACAGGGGAAGGUCACAGUCAGAAGGUGGCCACACAUUACAACAGUCUGCAGGAGUGCGGCCUGGUGGAGCGCAGCAGGAGCCGGAUCGUCCACAUGCGCAACUUCAACAACUGGCUGAAGAGCGUUUUGAUAGGUGAGAUCCUGGACAUGGUGCGGCGUGACAGGAGGGAGGUGUGUGUGCUGGAUCUGGGCUGUGGGAAAGGAGGAGAUCUGCUGAAGUGGAGGAAGGGGCGCAUCAGCAGGCUGGUGUGUGCAGACAUUGCGGCAGUGUCAGUAGAACAGUGUCAGCAGCGUUACAAUGACAUGAAGAAGAGGAGUCACCCCAACGAGCGCAUCUUCACUGCCGAGUUCAUAACUGCUGACUGCUCCAGGGAGCUGCUGAGUGAGAAGCUGAGUGAUCCUGAGCUGCAGUUCGAUGUGUGUAGUUGUCAGUUUGUGUAUCAUUACUCGUUUGAGAGCCAGCAGCAGGCCGAAACCAUGCUGAGGAACGCCUGCGAGAAGCUCCGCCCCGGGGGCUUCUUCAUCGGGACCACACCAGACGCCUAUGAGCUGGUAAAGCGUUUGGAGCAGUCGGAAUCCAAUAGCUUUGGGAACGAUGUGUACCGAGUGACGUUCCAGAAGAAAGGCGACUACUCGCUGUUCGGCUGUCAGUACGACUUCAACCUGGAGGGCGUCGUGGACGUGCCCGAGUUCCUGGUGUAUUUCCCUCUGUUUGUAGAAAUGGCGAAGAAGUACAACAUGCGUCUGGUGUACAGAAAAACCUUCCAGCAGUUCUUCGAGGAGAAGAUAAAGGACGAGAGGAACAAGAGUCUCAUGCAGAGGAUGCAGGCGCUUGAGCAAUACCCAGCAACUGACAGAGAAGGGUUAGUGUGUGACGGUGAGGGGGAGUAUGAACACGCAGAGAAAAGAGCACGGAGCACCGGGGUGUCACUGCCACUGGGGACGCUAUCCAGGUCGGAGUGGGAGGCAACAAGUAUCUACCUGGUGUUUGUGUUUGAGAAGAUCGCCUGACCUCCAGCGGCUCUAGAAACACCCUCUCUUUAUUAUCUUAAGUUUUUAUUAUUCAUUUUUUUGAACAAACUAGGCAAAGCUGCUAAGUUUCAGUUUAACACACGGUUAAUAAAGGUGUGUGCGCGCGCACGGUCACUGUUUUACAGUUCAGUUGUUUUCUUGUGAUGGGCUGAUACCUUGUGGGGUUGAAGUGUAAAAUAAAAAGUCCAAUGUGUAUUUGGUGUAAAAACUGA